Nematostella vectensis (starlet sea anemone) is the source of this 1006-nucleotide messenger RNA. Its product is annotated as leucine-rich repeat-containing protein 4C. The record is from RefSeq and is a predicted model, not a curated record. Bases 451 to 828 code for a protein of 125 amino acids. NCBI's taxonomy places the organism in Eukaryota, Metazoa, Cnidaria, Anthozoa, Actiniaria, Edwardsiidae. The transcript has 4 exons.
GCGCCCGUUUCUCGAAACACCCAAGAAUUUUCUGGCCCGAAAACUUUAUUUUGCAUUUUUUCCUUUUGGAGAACCGCUUUUAUGUUUUAUAACAGUUUAAACUUCCUCGUGGUUCAUAUUCCAACUGAUUACGCUCAAAAGGGCUAUUUUCGAAGUUUUGCUAAAGCCAGAAAGUUGCCCGAAAAGUCUCGGGUGACUUCGAGGUACACGUUUAGAUACCAUAAAUUUUAUAAGAAUUAGCAAGCUUUUCAAAUUUAAGGAAUGAAUCGUUUUCGGGAAACAAGCUCCGGUAUUGACACAUAUAGAGCAAAUAACGGUGACAAUUUGAUAUAGCGAAUGUUUCCUGUUUGCAAUAAAAAGGCGAUGCAAUAAAGUUCGGUGAAAUAGAUCUAUCAAGUUAGAUACUCAAAGACACCUGGUUCUUGAGAAGCGAAACACUUUUUUAAGCAUAUGAUUGCUAAGAGGCCUUUAUCGAUCUACGUCAUUCUUUUAAUCAUGACUGCGGCCGUGACGUCACUUCCGGUUUAUUGCCCGGAAGCUGGUAGUUACACAGCACCAGGCGGCUACCCAGAAUGCCGUGUUCUCAAUAACGUAACACACCACGUGACACUGAAGUGCUUUUUAUGCCGUUUGGAAGAUCUGCGGAACUUGACGAUGAAUGGGACAACAGUGAAGCACCUUGACCUCUCUAGAAACAAGUUGAUGAUUGUAAAGACAAACUCCUUCUGGAUGAUGAAACAGCUGACAUACUUAUCGUUAGCGACGAGUGGCAUACGGAGCAUCGAGAAGGGAGCAUUCACAGGUCUGGACCAUCUCGUGGAGCUGUAAGUCAAGGUCAACACACGAACCUUGUUAUUCAGUAUUAUAUCAGUAUCAUAUGACGUCAUUCAUCGUCACCAGUCUUCCGCUUGCAGGGGCAGGUUCAGUGGUUCCUAUAAGGGGGCGGAAUCAUAAGGAUUUCAAGAUAUGCUGGCCGCUUGAAAUUCUUCUUCUCUGGAUUUCUUUA